Bipolaris zeicola 26-R-13 is the source of this 1356-nucleotide messenger RNA. RefSeq lists its product as uncharacterized. The transcript has 2 exons. The record is from RefSeq and is a predicted model, not a curated record. NCBI's taxonomy places the organism in Eukaryota, Fungi, Ascomycota, Dothideomycetes, Pleosporales, Pleosporaceae. Gene Ontology annotation, cellular component: mitochondrion; cytoplasm. Bases 1 to 1356 code for a protein of 451 amino acids. Gene Ontology annotation, molecular function: lipoyltransferase activity. Gene Ontology annotation, biological process: protein lipoylation.
AUGGCCCCAUCGAGAGGCCGCGCUAUUUCCUGCGCCCAAAAGUUGCUCUCAGAAUAUGUCAUCCCCCCUCAUCGGAACUACUUUUCGCUCUCAGCCGACAGGGCGUCGCGCAAUCCUAUCAGCCAGACACGUCUUUUCCGUCCGCCGCACUACAGGCUGAGCAGCUUCCAACGAUGCUCCUACUCGACUUUUACAGACACUCUCGCCGAUCCUGCCAAUAAGCUGCAAAGCUAUGUCUCUGCCAGUAGCGACCCCUACCUCAAUCUGUCCAUCGAAGACCACAUCCUACGCAAAAGCCCGCCAGACAGCACUAUUCUCUUCCUCUAUAUCAAUCGACCCUGUGUCGUCAUCGGGCGCAACCAGAACCCAUGGUCAGAGGUCAAUCUAGGCAUCCUAGAUGCUGCUCGUAGGACACAUGACCCCAAGGAUAGCGAGCCUCCAGGCAUUGGCACCGUCGAUCUUGUGCGCCGCCGCUCGGGAGGAGGCACUGUCUUCCACGAUGAGGGAAAUCUCAAUUGGAGCAUAACGUGCCCACGCGCCGACUUCACACGCGAUAAGCAUGCUGAAAUGGUCGUCCGCGCACUACGAAAACUCGGUGUUCAACGCUCCAGGGUCAACGAGCGUCACGAUAUCGUUCUCGAUCAAGGUCAAGGCAACGACGGGCAACCUGUUGACCCCAAAGACACCCAUCGCACGCCUUAUACCAUACAGAACGGAGCUCUCCCUCGUCCUCUCAAGGUCUCUGGCUCGGCGUACAAGCUCACACGGCAACGCGCCCUCCAUCACGCGACCACCCUGCUGAGCUCCCCGAAUUUACACAUCAUACCACAUUACCUCCGCUCUCCAGCUAAGGGUGUCAUCCGCGCUCAAGGUGUGGAAAGCGUCAGCUCGCCUGUUUCAAACAUUGGUCUAGACGUCAAGACAUUUCAGCUCCACCUGCAAAAAGAGUUCUCUCUCAUGUAUGCUGGACUGGGAUCGCCGAGUAUAGGACAGACCGUUGGGGACGAUUUUCUAGAUAUUCCAGAUAUCCGCAAGGGUUACGACGAGCUCCGGUCUGAAGAGUGGAUGUGGUCACAGACCCCAGCGUUUACUCUCACACUUGAUCCCAAAGAUGACAUCGGCAUUGAAAUCAAGGUGCAUCACGGCGUGAUCAAGAGUCUGGACUUUUCAAACUCCAGCCUCUCCCAUGAGACUCGGUCGGCCCUUGACACUGCGCUCGUUGGCUUAGAAUUGCACAAGAUCCGAGACUGGACAUCAUUCCUGAAGGAACACAUUCAUUCAUGGGACAAUGAGUUGGCAACAACAGCCAGGCGACUAGACCAUUUCCUUCCAAUCCCUCGAAUGUUCAAGCAAUGA